Messenger RNA from Chrysochloris asiatica (Cape golden mole), 1224 nucleotides. It is a transcript of the gene CRLF2, whose product is annotated as cytokine receptor-like factor 2. Lineage: Eukaryota; Metazoa; Chordata; Mammalia; Afrosoricida; Chrysochloridae. Gene Ontology annotation, biological process: cytokine-mediated signaling pathway. Bases 1 to 1224 code for a protein of 407 amino acids. The record is from RefSeq and is a predicted model, not a curated record. The transcript has 8 exons. Gene Ontology annotation, molecular function: protein binding; cytokine receptor activity. Gene Ontology annotation, cellular component: external side of plasma membrane.
AUGACCAUUCGAUUUGGAAGUGUGGCGAUCCGCCCGUGUCCCACCUACAUUCUCGAGCAAGGAUGCACAGCCGGGUGUGUUCUGGAGGUGGAACCCAAUGAGGAUGGGGACAGAGAUCUCGAAGCCGUGUUUCUCUUGUUCUUCCUCGUAGUAAAACCCGGAUCCCUGAACGACUUAAAAUUCCUGUGGAAGCAGGAAGAAGUCACUGUUACUUGCCCUGAACUCCCGUAUGAGGGUCUCCUUUAUGAAGUCCAAUACAAGAACAAGUUUGAUUCCGGGUGGCAGUCCACGGAGGAGGAGGACCGGUGCAGAGUUACAAUAGAAAGCUUGGAUGCUGAUAAAUGCUACUAUUUCCGAGCUAGAGUGAAGACUGUGGUGUCCAGCUAUGGCUCCGGGACUUACCCAAGUGACUGGUCAGAAGUGAUGCACUGGCAGAGCGGCAAGCAGAGAGAUGCAUGUGGGCAGGAGAAAGUGCCCUUUCCAAAGUCUGUUUUAAUCUCGUGUCUGAUGGCUCUUCUGAUAUUGUGUUUUCUUCUGUUUGUCUUCAAACUACAGAGAGUGAAGAAAGUCCUCAUGCCCAAUGUUCCUGAUCCAAAAUUCACCUUUCCCGGGCUCUUUGAGGACCACAAAGGGAACUUCCAGGAGUGGAUCAAGGACACUCAGAACGUGACCCACGUGAACAAGGUGGAGAAUGAACUCGAAGACUGUGCUCCGGAGGAGAUGCUGUUGACCCAACUGAUCAAGGCUGAGAAUGAGACCCCCACAACAGGCCCAUUGUGCCCACAGAUGGAUGUGGAAAAGGCCACGGGUCCUGGCCAGCAUUGUGGUCCCCCCCAAUCCGCGUCUCCAAACACAGCACAAUGUCUGCGCCUGGCCGGUCACCCCGCCAGGGAGGCAAUUACAAUCUCCAUGCUCCUGACAGGCUCCAGGUGGCUGGGCUCCUUCUUGGAGCGCUCUCUAGGCAAAGUGCUCCUUGGCCCCGCCGGCCUCGCGGGUGCGGGCUCCAACGGUGACGACCGGCCGACCCCUGGUCAGACUCCGUGGCAGGUGAUGGAUAAGAGCCGACACUCAGCCUUCCAGAGAUCUAGUUCCACGUCUCCAACGCGCACGCGCGGCUGCGAGCUCACUAAGGGCAACGAGGAAGGGCGCAGCAGCCGCCGGGGCAAGGGCGUGGCGGGCGUCGGGCUUCACUUAAGCAAAGAGGUGCGAGGGGCCUCGGGGUAG